Salvia splendens (bonfire salvia) is the source of this 678-nucleotide messenger RNA. RefSeq lists its product as uncharacterized. The record is from RefSeq and is a predicted model, not a curated record. Gene Ontology annotation, cellular component: membrane. The transcript is spliced from 3 exons. Lineage: Eukaryota; Viridiplantae; Streptophyta; Magnoliopsida; Lamiales; Lamiaceae. Bases 1 to 678 code for a protein of 225 amino acids.
AUGGCGUCUCCCGCCACAAUCGCUCUGAUCCUUGUUCUGAAGCUCCACAAGAUCAAUCUUCCUUCGAAUCUCUCCGGCAUACACGUGGACACGGUACGGCUCCGCUGCGGCAGCCUGCGCCGCUACGGAGCCACGAUAAAAGAAUUCGAGCUCAGCGCAGGCACAUACGCCCGCCCCUGCUCCAAAAGAAUUCUAAUAAUCCGGCAAAAGCUGGGAUCGAACUGGUCGUCGCUCUAUUACUCGAAUUACGAGCUCUCCGGGUACGAGCUCAUAUCCCCAGUGCUAGGCCUGCUGGCCUACAACAUCGGGGCGGCCGCGGAGAUCCGGCUCCAGGCCGGGAUGAGGCCGAUCCGGAUUGACUUCAGCGGCGUGGCUGAGGGGAAUGGGAUGAUUCCAAUGUGUGCGAGGUUUGAGGAGGAUGGGAGAGUGAGUGUGUGGAGGCAGCCGAGGGCGAACGUGUGUGUGGCGACGGGGCAGGGGCAUUUUGGGGUGGUGGUGGAGGCGCCACUGGUGCCGCUGAGGAGGAGGGCGGGGAAGUGGAGGAUGGCGGUGGGGGGGGCGAUAGGGGCGGGGGUGGGGGUGUUACUGCUGAGCCUGCUGGGGGUGGCGGUGGUGGUGAAGAUUUACAGACAAGAUUCAGGUAAAAAACCUCCACUAUCAGGAAGGAUUAUCAAGUAG